AUGUAUAAUGUACUGUUGGAUGAAGCAAAUGGCCACAUCCUCAAGCUUAGUGAAGGCGCCAUCAAGUAUGUCGGCCCUCUUUCAAUUCCUGUGGCUCAGGAAAUUGUUGUCGACACUAAUGUAGUCGAAGCUGAAGGCUUGUUGGAAGAUACAGUGGAUGAAGAUGAGGAAAAGGAAUCCAUUGAUUUGACUUCAAGUCGUGGGUGGACUGUUGGUGAGGCCUAUAUGAACUUUCGUCUAAGUGGUUCAGCAGAAGGAUUCACCUCCUUGAACUCUCGUUUAAUGAUGAACAAUGGAAGAUAUGUCUCUUCAUUGGAUUAUUUCUUGUUCUUCCUUCCUGUGGACCAUGUUUAUUCCAUUAUCCACAACACCAGCCUUCAUGCAAGAAGUCUCGGCUAUUGGGAAGAUAUUACCUUUCAUGAAUAUCUCAUAAAGGCACAUUGGAGACAAGACCAGUCUUUUUUCUUGAUGAAUGUUGACUUUAGUCAAUAUAUGUCUUUUAACAGAUUCAGUGACAUCAUGAAGAUGCAUGUUUUUGAAAUUCCUUCAAAGCAGGCUCAGGAGCUUGACCCUCUUUAUCAAAUUAGGUCCACCAUCCAAGCCUUUAAUGAUCACAUGCCUAAGUGUAUAAUACCAGGAAAAUAUCUUGUUAUCGAUGAUUCCAUGAACCAAUGGUUAGGUGCUAGUACGCCAAAUUUAAAGAAGGUUCCUAGAAAGCCACAUCCAAUCGGACAAGAGUUUAAGACGUUGGCUGACAACCACUGCUACUGCAUAUUGCGUGUCGAUACAGUCAGUGAUCCUUGCCCAAAAGAAUUUGACAAAGAUCCUGGUAUAAAGAAGCUGAGGGCUACUGUAAAACGUUUGGUAAAACCUUGGUUUGACUCUGGUCGAACGGUCAUUACUGAUCCUUGGUUCAGUUCGCCUGACAUGAUCUCAAUGCUGAUGAAUCAUGGCCAUUAUUCGAUUAUGCAGGUCACCAAGCGUCGUUACUGA
Rhizopus microsporus ATCC 52813 is the source of this 993-nucleotide messenger RNA. RefSeq lists its product as uncharacterized. The transcript has 2 exons. The record is from RefSeq and is a predicted model, not a curated record. The coding region runs from base 1 to 993 and encodes 330 amino acids. Lineage: Eukaryota; Fungi; Mucoromycota; Mucoromycetes; Mucorales; Rhizopodaceae.